Chanos chanos (milkfish) is the source of this 1512-nucleotide messenger RNA. Its product is annotated as zinc finger protein 771-like. Gene Ontology annotation, biological process: regulation of transcription by RNA polymerase II. Gene Ontology annotation, molecular function: DNA-binding transcription activator activity, RNA polymerase II-specific; RNA polymerase II cis-regulatory region sequence-specific DNA binding. NCBI's taxonomy places the organism in Eukaryota, Metazoa, Chordata, Actinopteri, Gonorynchiformes, Chanidae. Gene Ontology annotation, cellular component: nucleus. The record is from RefSeq and is a predicted model, not a curated record. The transcript is spliced from 4 exons. The coding region runs from base 1 to 1350 and encodes 449 amino acids.
AUGGAAGCUUUGUGUGUAAACGGAGGAGCACUGGGUGCUGAUCCAGUGAGGGUAGCUGUGAAGGAAGAGGAACAGGAUGGUGAGAAUUCGUAUCCAAUUAGGUCUCUGUCAGUGUUCCUCAAACUGAAGAAAGAGGAGGUGGAGAAUGACCCUGAACCUAAUGCCUCAGAUGUCUUAACUUUAAAGGAAGAUCCAGACAUCUCAGAGCCAGUGAUUGAGAGGUCUAAGAAGGAAAACGGGAAGAAGAAGAAGCUGGAGAGGAAAGAGUGGGUGUCCAUGGAGCCUGAGGGAGAGGACUCAUUAUGGCACUGUAAAUUAUGCCAACGCUGUUUCAGUUCAUCCUGGGAACUAACUGGACAUUGCUGCAUGGGCAUAAUAGGUGACGGUGAAGAAGGAACAGACGAUUACACCUCCAAACUGGAGUUCCGGUGCCCCGUAUGUGGAGAUCGCUUCUUCCGUCCCACGGCUUUCAUCAUGCACAAGCGUAGUCAUGUAAGCCAAUCAAGGUACCUAUGUGGUGUCUGUGGCCGCACACUCAAGACGCUCCGGAAGCUUGCCUUUCACCGGCAGGCACACUCCCGGGCUGGCCUUUGGCAGCACCAUUGCCAAAAGUGCAGCCGGAAGUUCAGCAAUCAUAAUGCACUUAAAAAACACCAGGAGAGUCAGCACGGAGAAGAGUGGAGCUGCAUGGACAGGGAGGAGAAAAUGAAAGAUGGAGAGGAGAAAGGGCGAGGCACCACAUCACCUCCCAAAGACAGCAGAGGCAAGUUAGCUCAGGUUCUCCAGUCACCACAGUGUCUGCAGUGUUUUAUGACAUUCCAGGAUGUGGAAACUGCUGAGAGACACCUCCGUUUCAAGCACCCAGCUGAGUAUGAGCAACAGCUACAAGGUCACACUGUAUUUGCCUGCUGUGUCUGUGACCAUACUUUCCCUUCCUCGCGUUUGCUCUCCGCGCACCAGCGCACUCACAGCAAAUGGAGUAUGACCUCAUCUAGUUCAGAGCAUUUAAUGCUGGGUAAAACAGACACUGAAGAAGUAUUAAGGGACAGGAGCUUGGACUGUGUAACUACAGUGCAGAGAUCUGGAGAUGCACAAACUGUUCAAAAUAAUUACAGUUCAAUGAGCUGCCUCCACUGCCACAUCAUUUUCGCUGACCCACGGACAUGGGAGCGACACAUGAAUACGAAGCAUCCAUCUUCGCCACCUGCAGGUGUCGGAAAUAGCUCUAAAGAAAUGUUCCACAGACCCAGCGAGGGCCAAGAGAGACCAUACCACUGCUGCACCUGUGGAGAAAGGUUCAUUCGAGAAAGUUCUUUGACAAAACAUUGCUCUGAAACACACUCAAAGUGAGAAGGGCUGACACAUGGACGAUAUUUGAAAAGCAAUAGACAGGAAGAAGAAGAGGAGAGAGAGAAACAGAAACCUCUGAGAGAGUGUUUAUUAAUUUUAACUUUGUGGAAUCACACUGUCAGACCACUGGAGGUGACUGGAGAAACAUAUUUGUUUGGCUAG